CAGAGACUCCCGGCCAAGUCGCAGGCGCCCCGGCAGCAGCACGCAGCCGCGUACGGAGCAGGAACUGCUGCAUCAUGGAGGGCAGCUCGCCCAGCGCACCGCUUGCUUCAUGGAGGGAAGGUUUUGUACUGAAGCGGAUCCGCAUGUUGGUCCCUGUUGGCUUCAAGACUGAAAUAAGAGAGUCGUCUAAACUGGCAGGGCCAGUGGUUAUUGCCCAGCUCAUGGUGUUUGCAGUGAGUUUUGUCAGCACUAUUUUCUGUGGCCAUCUGGGGAGGACUGAGCUGGCAGGGGUGUCUUUGGCGAUAGCAGUUAUUAAUGUCACAGGUGUAUCUAUUGGAUCUGGUUUGGCUUCAGCAUGUGAUACUCUGAUUUCUCAGACAUUUGGGAGCAAUAACCUCCUGAGAGUUGGGGUCAUUCUUCAGCGGGCAAUUCUCAUUUUGUUACUGGCGUGUUUCCCCUGUUGGGCGAUCCUCGUUAACACAGAGCCCAUUCUGUUGGCUGUCAGACAGGAGCCCGAGGUGGCCAGGUUGUCUCAGAUGUACGUGAAUAUCUUUAUGCCAGCUCUUCCAGCUACAUUCAUGUAUUCAUUACUAGCAAGAUAUCUGCAAAACCAGGGCAUCAUAUGGCCGCAGGUAUUCACAGGCCUUGUGGUCAAUCUUCUUAACGCCCUCAUCAACUACAUCUUCCUUUACGUAUUAGACCUGGGAGUAGCAGGCUCUGCUGUUGCCAACACCAUUUCCCAGUUCUCAUUGGCUUCAUUUCUCUAUGCUUACAUCAUGUGGAAAGGUCUUCACAAGGCCACCUGGGGAGGCUGGUCUAAAGAGUGCCUCCAGGACUGGGGCUCAUACAUCAACUUGGCCAUCCCCAGCAUGAUCAUGAUGUGUGUUGAGUGGUGGACGUAUGAGAUUGGAGGCUUUCUGGCAGGUCUAAUAAGUGAGGUGGAGCUUGGAGCUCAAGCGGUUGUAUAUGAACUUGCUACUGUUGCAUACAUGUUCCCUCUGGGUUUCAGUAUAGCAGGCAACGUAAGAGUUGGAAGUGCUUUGGGAGCCGGAGACACGGAGCAGGCUAAGCUGUCCGCUAAGCUGACUAUGUUCUGUGCAGUGUCGGUCUCCAUAUGUUUGUCCAUUGUCAUUGGGGGCCUGCACAACCAUAUCUCCUAUAUCUUUACAUAUGAUGAACAAAUACGGCAAAGGGUUUCUGAUGUGAUAGCUUUAUAUGCAGCAUUCGUCAUCCUGGAUGCAAUAGCAGCGGCCUCGGGAGGCAUUAUAAGAGGAACUGGUAAACAGAAGAUUGGUGCGAUCUGCAACAUUUUGGGAUAUUAUGGUGUCGGUUUUCCCAUUGGAGUGUCACUGAUGUUUGCAGCCAAAAUGGGAAUCAAGGGUCUUUGGUCGGGCUUGUUUAUCUGCGUGUUUCUGCAGUCUUCAUUCAUGAUUUUCUACCUCUUAAGAAUGAACUGGGUGAAGGCUACAGUCGAGGCUCAGAUCAGAGCGGGAGUGCCUGAGAGGUUCACAGACACAAGUCCCCAACUAGAUGAUCCAGGGAACUCCCCAGGACAAACGGACACUACGAACCUGGUUCUCCCAAAGGCGGAACCAGUAGUGGAGGACGAGCUCUCUUUCAGGGCUCUGGUUCUGCAUAGAGGCCUCAUUCUGGCUCUCAUGUUUUUAAUCCUGGCUGCUGGGAUCAUUUUUAACCUGCUGAUCACUAACUUGAUAACAUGAGCAAAGUCUAUUGUAUUAAGUGAAGUAACUCCUUAGCCGCAAGUGCACAAUAAGAUGCAGCUGUUUGCAUUGCAGGGUGUCAAAGCACGUCAUGUAGAAGGAAUGCACACAUGCAGACAGUAGACAGAGCACAGGGAGUUAAAUUGUGUAUGCUUAAUGAAUUACUGUCAAACCAAUAAUUCCCAAGAUCUUCCAGUGAAUCUGCAGUGUUUGUCUCACAACCACAUUCUGUCAAAGUGAAUGAGUCAUAGCAAAGACAGUUUAACAACUUUUGUAUUUAAUGCAUUACAUUGUGGUUAUUUUUGGUUUCUUGAAGGAACAACAACAUAUCUACUGUAUUAAAUCAUAAAAAGGAGGGUAACUAUUGAGAGAGCUCAGAGGAUUUAAAAACGGAUGCAGAGUUGGGUUUUAUUUCUCCUGAGCGGUAAAUGUUGAGCUUGUAUUAGCUAUGUAUCACGCCUUGUGGUCGGACUACUGAAAAGAGUCCCUUUUAAUGGGGCCUGGAAAGUAGUGAGUGAAUAACCAUUUCUAUUUACAAUCAACACUUGAAAUGAUAAAGGCACUAACAUAGCCAACCACACAUCUAGUGACCUGAAAGAUUUAAAACAAAUCCACAUAAGCUGGUUUAUAAUUUGCAGACAAUAAAUACAUUACAAAUGCAUUAGAUAGGGGAGAUUUCUUUUUAGCAGCAGCAAAUAAGGUUACAAUACACUAAAAUGGCAGAGCAGGACAUAUUAAAAUUAAAGAAUAUCAACGAAAAAAUAAUAUGCUAAGUAUAUACAGUGUAUAUAAGUGAGUAUAAAGUGAAGCGGUGCAAGGGUUAUUGAUGUUGAUUCAAUUUGAGGAGGAUCUGGCCAGAGGUGAUUUAUUAUAGUAAUAUUAUUAUAGUCUAAAAGCAGUUGGCAGGAAUGUUAGUUGAUCAAUUUACUUGUUGUACUUGUAAAUGCACUCGUCUUCUAUGACAGUUCAGUGUCCUGAACUUCGAAUCUGGGUAAUAAGGGCAAAAUAUUGUUACUUUAAGGUCAAUCAUUCAUUUGGAACCAGUGCAGUGGAAAGAAUUUGAUGAGUAUAUGUUGUGUUGGUCCAGUCCAAAGUAAAGUUGGCCUCUGAAGACCUCACAGCCAGAAGUCCAACUGCUGCAAACGCAAUGAGGCCUCGCCUGAGGAUCAGCUGGGUAGUGGAGAGACAGCCAGGCCACCCUUCUGCUGGACCACAUGUCCACCCUGUGUCUCUGUGUUCCCGUCAGUGCCCACAGACAUAUAGCCAUCCACUGACUUGGGAGACAGAAAUUGACCAUUACUUUAUUUAUCAAAAACCUAAUAAUAGAAAAAUAUAAAUGUCAAUUGACAACAAGAUGAAACAAGCUAUGGGACUAUAUUUAGAUAUUGUUGCUAAUGUUUAGUUUAGCAGGUCCCGCAGCGUCUGAGAGGGCCGCUGUGCUCAUCAUGGGAUUGUUUUUCUGUGCUCGGUUUUAAGCCUGCAAACGGAAACUAAACCACCUAAUUUCUCAGAGCCUUACAUGCAACACAUACCUUUCCAAAGUCCAGAUUCUGAGGCCCUGCUGUCAUUCUCUCCCAGUUCAGCUUGAAGAUGUAACUGAUGUAGACGGUGCAUAGUAAAAUGACACCAACGAGCAGUCCCAGCAAAAAAACUGCAAUUAUACAGUUAAGUGCAAAGCAGGCUUUCCAUGAAGAAAUGAAAUGAAAAAUGACAUGUCACUUUAUAUAAUUACCUACAAUUCUCAGUUUUGUAACAAAAGUUAAAGUGACGCUCAGUGGAAGUCAAAUGCAGUAGUAUCCAAUAAUAUUGCCCACAGCUGGUAUCUUCUGUUUGCACGUGCCCACAAAGAUGCCUGAGCACACAGACUAGAAUGUAAAGAGACAUAUCUCUAAUUAUUAUGCAGUCUCACUCCAUUGGUCACCAAUUUACUAAUUAUUGUCUAGUUAUAUUUUAUUAUAUUUGGCUCAUUCAACUCACACAUAUAUACUCAAGAAGAACUGUUACACUCACCAUAAGAGCAUCAAAGAACUGAAGGAAACAGUAGACAAGUGUGAAACCAGACUUAUGAUCUUCCUGAAAGGAUUGUAAAAUGAACAUUUAUGUUUAGGCCAAUCUUAGCAAUUAUAGUUACUAAAAGAAAGUGCAGCUGCAGAGACUCACUCGUCAGCAAUAAGGAUGAAGCCAAUCACUGAUUUAAUGGAGCCGAGCACAAGACCUUCAACAAUGGCAAUUAUCCCGGGAGAACAGUGGAUGUAAAGAAAUGUAUUGAUUUAGGUUACAUCAACAGAACAUGUUCAGAACUGACCUGCGAGAGCGAAUGACAUCUUGCAGGUGAGGAUGGCGCUGGAAGUGUCUCCUGCACCGAGAGCAUUGCCCACACGGGCGCAUGCUGCAGCUUGAAUACCAAGAGGGAACUGUGGAUUCAUCGUUUUGUAGAAAAAGUAUGAAAAAGAGUCAGCUCCGAGACGGUUAACGAGUAAAAUGACUCAAGGUGGACAAUCCUUGAGUUUAAUAUGUUUAGAGAAAGAUUUUAACGGGAGAAUAUAACACUCUUGGUUAGUGCCAUGUAAGUUUGUUUAUGAAAGCCGUACUACAAGAAUUUUAGAGUUGUAAAAUUAACUGCUGGCUGCAUCCAGAGUAUUUUUCCUCGGCAUAACGAACGCACAUCAAACCCACGGGACCUCUGUUUCCCUGCACUU
This is a messenger RNA of Cyclopterus lumpus (lumpfish), 4420 nucleotides long. It is a transcript of the gene slc47a3, whose product is annotated as solute carrier family 47 member 3. NCBI's taxonomy places the organism in Eukaryota, Metazoa, Chordata, Actinopteri, Perciformes, Cyclopteridae. Gene Ontology annotation, molecular function: xenobiotic transmembrane transporter activity; antiporter activity. The coding region runs from base 75 to 1721 and encodes 548 amino acids. The transcript is spliced from 17 exons. Gene Ontology annotation, cellular component: membrane. Gene Ontology annotation, biological process: xenobiotic detoxification by transmembrane export across the plasma membrane. The record is from RefSeq and is a predicted model, not a curated record.